AUGACAUGCGUGCCCUCUGAAGGCUCGCCGGAGGGAGAUGCUUGUCGUCGCGUUCCAUAACAGCCUCCGGCGACGACGACGGGCUCUCCAUUUUCGUUCAUGGAAAAUAAGCGAGGAAGUGGGGCAUUAUGCCUUCCUAAAGUCUCUCAUCCUAGACAAUGUAGGAAGUAGUGGGGAUUUUGUUUGUUAUGUACCAUACGAGCAAACUACGACGUAGGGGGAGGAUAGAUCUUCGAUGCCUUGGGCACUUUCUAGUUUAGUUCAUAUUUCUUCUUUCUGCCGUCUAGGUUCCAUGAUGACCUGAAUAGAUCACCUUGUUGAUAUCAGAAUAAUCAAUUUGUUUGAAGUUGAUACUCUGCAAACAGUGGCAUUACAGCAGGAUAGGUGACCUAGGGCUGACAGUUGAAUGAACUGAUCUCAUAAUAGUAGUUGUCUUCAUUUUUUUUAUUGUUGGCGUGUAUAUAAAAUUUCUCUCCUCGGUCAGACAGCAUCCUUAGGUGGUUUCGACGUUAAUUCAUUUCGCCUAAGUAGUCUUUCAUUGUUUCGCCUAAGUAGGGAUACAAUGUUUUGCUUCAUGCAUGAUGCAACACCGACCAUCGUUUGUACAAUGUAGAUAGAAUAGGUCUAAUCGUCAGUUUUAAGUUGAAGGUUCUCCAGAUGAAAUUGACUGCAAAUAGGAAACACAUUGUUGGGCGCUGGUACCAUAGCUUCAACAGCAUUUCCCUGGUUGGUGUAAUGUGGCCAUUCUGGCAUCGAAUUUUCUUAUCAAAAUCGAUUCACACACUGGAAACCAGGUAAAUAUAAUAAUGGUCCAGGGAAACUUGGCCUAAACGAGAGAUGAACUUAGAGAAAGCUUAAUUUCAUACCCUCUUGAUGAUGUUUCAGUGUUUAACUUUUUCCCUAUUAUUUUAAAUUCUAUGUGCAAUGGAACCAUAAACUGAAUAUGACGUAAAAUUUUCCGCUCCCAUUAUCCUUCAAGAAUAAUGAAAAUCAUGAACUGAGAAAGUGAAUUGAAAAAAAAAGUACGUAGGUAUUAAAUUUCAGUUAAUUUUCUUCUCAUGACUGUAAAUGCAGCUAUGUAGUGAGUUUUCCAUCAAAACGGAAUCGUACACUGUGGGACUUUUAAGCGAUCUCCUGCUGACCCAAUGUUUUUGGACUAGAUUGAUGUGCAUGCCUAGAAAUUACUGACACAUCGUCAUUCCCAACAGACCUCCAGCAUUCGAUUAAUUAUUCUAUUCUAAUAUACUUUUAAAUGAAUGUUAUGAACUACCUUAUGCGAGAAUGAAUGUCACAAAACAUUAUGCUGUAGAACGCAAUACGUUUUGAGUUAAAUAAGAUUGUCUUGGAUGAACGUUUGCAGACAUCAGUGUGAACAGGACGAAGCAAAACAAGAGAGCUACAAUAGAGGACAUAAGCAGCAUAACUCUGCCCGAACUUUCCAAGUAUUUUGAUGUUCCGAUCGCAGAAGCAUCAAGGCAUUUGAAUGUCGGGCAGACCGUAUUAAAACGAAAAUGCAGGGAAUUCGGAAUCCCUCGUUGGCCACAUCGCAAGAUCAAGUCACUUGACACCCUCAUACAAGAUCUCCAGGUGCCUAAUCUUUCAUCUCUUCUUUCUCUGAUGGAUAUUAUCUGUCCAUAUGCUAUGCUUGAUUGGUUGAACCGCUUUAAUUCACUGAUUAAAUGAUGCAUCUUUACGUAAAUUUACCAUUAAUUGUUUUUGUUACACCAUGGAAUAUUAUCGACACUUCUGAGAUCAUCCCCGUUUAUUACUAAAUCAAUCCGGCUCAUCUUAUCUUGGCUAUGGGUCCCUUUUCUAUUGGGAUUUCCACCGACACGCAACGCAACUGUCCACCCUGAAAAUGAACCGAUCUAAUGCGGCGCGAGCGUCUAACUCGUGGGAGCGAUUGUGAUGGCGUCAAUUCCUACCGCAUUUGCUCCAUCUUUACCCCCUCUUAGAUGGUCCAUAGCUGAGUUCCUGUGUCGUGCCAGGUCGUGGUGGAGGAACGAAGAGGGCAGGAUGAAAGCGCCGCGGCGGCUGAGAAACAGCGUCUGCUGGAGAUGGAGAAGCAGAGCAUCAAGAAGGAUCCCGUCAUGGACCUGCAGAGCGAGACCAAGAGGUUCCGGCAGGACAUCUUCAAGAGAAGGCACAGGCUGAAGGCCCUUGGACAGCAAAGCACAGAGGAAGCCGCCAUGGGAGACGACCUCCUCUACUUCGUGAGAUCAGUCAACCCCACCACCGCCGCCAAGAGAGAAGACGCCCAAAGAAACCACCUUGAAGGCAAGUCGCGGAAGGAGAACCCUCCCCGGGUGAUGACCCCCGCCCUUUCAUAA
Spirodela intermedia is the source of this 2330-nucleotide messenger RNA. Lineage: Eukaryota; Viridiplantae; Streptophyta; Magnoliopsida; Alismatales; Araceae. The record is from the annotation of a GenBank genome assembly.